AUGUCGCAUACCGCGACUCUUAAAGACAAGAAGUGGCAAACCCUCCUCCUCACCCACGGAGACUACGCGGGCCGGUUGUGGAACUGCCUGGUACGGAUCUCCAGAGCCAAGGACAUGCGGAGCCUAAACUCGAGAGUCGCCCCAUUCCGCGAUAAGCUCAACCAGGAAUCCUUGGAUCCCUUCGGAAGACAACGCAACAUCGAACUUCUAGAGGAGUGCGUCCGACGCCUCCGACUGCAGGGGUUCGAUGUCGACCUCGAGAUGGCGAAGCUGGCAAUCUUGGUGUAUGGCAAGCGGAACGAGGUUUGUCAUGCAGAGAUAGGGAAGCCGGAUGUUCAGAAUGACCCCGCCAGGAUGGAGCAGGUCAUUGAACACGACAAAAACCAACUUCCCGAGGCUUUGCCAAACCUGCAGCUCCCUUACCACACCACCUGGCAACGGAUCUUGACUCUGUACGGCGCCACGCAAGGUUGGAUCAACCACAAACCUGGUUCUGGGUUUGCACGUCCCUUGCCCGAGCCCGACUUCAGACUCCGACCAGAUAAGGCAAGCCGAGUGCGAGCCUUCGACAACAGAGAAUGCGGAGAUCGAGUCGACGCGGUCUUCCAGACAUUCAAGGAGCGGAUCCCGGUCACCUCUCGUCCUGUUUCCAGUCAAACGCGGACGAGGCACAGUGUGUCAGAUCCAACUCCCUACAUUCUCCGGAAAAGGCGUGCCUCUGGAUCGCCGGACUCCGAAGAACGUAGCCAAGGAAGCUCCGCCGCCGAAAGACUCCCCACCGUGGCCUUUGGAAACGAUGUGGAUACUCGUCAAUUUCAAGGACUCUACGAGGAUCUCCGCACUCUGUACGACAAGGAUCUGGAAAGGGGCCGCAAGGCUCUUGGGGAGGCACGGAGAGUGGUCACCCGUGAGCUUACUAACCCACGGCCAGCGAAGAGGAGGAAGGGGAGGCAGUAG
Messenger RNA from Aspergillus aculeatus ATCC 16872, 957 nucleotides. RefSeq lists its product as uncharacterized. The transcript is spliced from 3 exons. The record is from RefSeq and is a predicted model, not a curated record. Lineage: Eukaryota; Fungi; Ascomycota; Eurotiomycetes; Eurotiales; Aspergillaceae. The coding region runs from base 1 to 957 and encodes 318 amino acids.